UUCAUUCUUUGAGAUUUGCAUAUUUUAAUUAGGUAAUUAUUUUUUAGUUUGAAUGGGUGAAAAACCUUGAAUUGGUUGUUCAUUAGAAUUUAUAAUUGUUCAUUAUCUAUUCACAUUUGUUGAAAUUGGUCAAAUGGGGGUUUAGUACCCAAGAAAUGUCAAUUUAUAAAUUGUUAUGCUGCCGAAUUUUUUUUUUAAAUUUCAAAAAAUAAAAUAGUUGUUUAUAUUUUAAUUAGGUAAUUAUGAAUCGUAGUUGGAUAGAUUCUUUACGGACUAGUGAUGAAUAUGAGAGGGGGUAGACCAAUUUUUAGAGUUUGCAAAGAAUGAUAUUCCUAAUAAUAAAGGAUUAUUCUAUUAUCCAUGUGUUAAGUACUUGAAUGGGUUGUGAUGAAGUCUUGUAGAGAUAAAGGAUCACCUAAUUUGUUUUGGUUUGUACAAAGCGUAUACAUAAUGGGUAUUGCAUAGAGAAUCUAGAAAACGUAGUGUAGUGCCACAGGAUGAGAAUCAUGAUGAUAUGGAUUUGUUUGAUCGAAUAGAGGAUAUGCUAAGUGAUAUUGGUGUUGAAAGUGUUGAGAAAGUACACAAAUAUGAUAGCUUGUGCAAUGAUUCGAAAAAGCCUUUGUAUCCAGGGUGCAUAAAAUAUACACAAUUAACAGUUGUGUUGAAAUUGUUCAACCUAAAGCAAAAUAUGGGUGGAGCAACAAGAGUUUCACAAAGUUGCUUAAACUAUUAAAAGAGAUGCUUCUAGAGGAUAAUGAACUUCCAAGUAGUUACUAUGAGGCAAAAAAAAUAUUGUGUCCAAUGAAUUUGGGGUAUCAAAAGAUAUAUGCUUGCCCCAAUGCCUGUAUAUUAUACAAAAAUGAUUUUGAAGGGUUGGAUGUGUGUCAAGUUUGUGGGGCAUCACGCUACGAAGUAAAAGAAAUGAAUGGUGGUGAUGAUUUGAUUACUAAAAGGCCUCCAGCAAAGGUGUUGUGGUAUCUUCCAAUAAUACCAAGAUUUAAACAGUUAUUUUCUAAUGAAUUCAAAACCAAGAACUUGAGAUGGCAUGCUGAUGAGCGGAAAGUUAAUGGCAUGCUUCGGCAUCCAGCAGAUUCUCCACAAUGAAAAGAACUUGAUCGAUUAUUUCCUGAAUUUGGUAAUGAGCCUAGAAAUCUUAGGCUUAUACUUUAUAUAGACGGGAUGAAUUCUUAUAGAAAUCUUAGUAGUCAAUAUAGCUCAUGGCCUGUUCUACUAGUGAUUUAUAAUCUCCCUCCUUGGUCAUGCAUGAAAUGCAAAUAUAUCAUGCUGUCUUUGAUGAUUUCUGGCUCAAAACAACUAGGAAAUAACAUAGAUGUUUACUUAGCUCCAUUGAUUGAAGAGUUAAAGAUGAUGUGGGAGGUAGGUGUAGAUGUCUUAGAUUCAUACAAGAAUGAGUCCUUCAAAUUACGAGCUAUAAUUUUUUGCACGAUAAAUGAUUUCCCUGCAUAUGACAAUUUGUCUAGAUAUAGUGUUAAGGGGCAUAACACAUGCCCUAUUUGUGAAGAGAACACAUCCUAUCAAUAACUAAAACAUGGGAAGAACAGAGUCUAUCUUGGUCACCGAAGAUUCUUAAGACGAGACUACCCUUAUCAUAGAUAUAUAUAGACGAAGAAAUUCAAUGGCUCUCAAGAGUAUAAUGAACCUCCAGUGCCAUUAACUACAAGCUUGGUGUAUCAACGAGUGAAAGAUAUCAAUAUGGUAUUUGGUAAGAGACAGAAGAAAAAAAACUCAAAAUAAUUUAUGGAAGAAGAGGUCUAUCUUCUUUGAUCUCCCCUAUUGGAGUAGCCUUGAGGUGAGGCACAAUCUUAAUGUAAUGCAUGUGGAAAAAAGUGUUUGUGAUAGUCUAAUUGGAACAUUGUUAGACAUAAAGGGAAAGACUAAGGAUGGAGUCAAAGCAAGAAGGGACUUGCUUGACCUGGGAAUACAAAUAAACUUGGGUCCAAGAGUAGAAGGAAAGAGAACUUGCAUGAGUCCAGCUCCACACACUUUGUCAAGAAAAGAGAAAAAAAGUUUUUGUGUGUGUCUGUGGUAUUAAGGUGCCAUAAGGAUAUUUUUCGAAUGUCAAGAAUAUUGUCUCCAUGAAAGAUUUGAAAUUAGUUGGUUUGAAGUCUCACGAUUGCCAUGUAUUAAUGUAACAAUUAUUACUAGUAGCAAUUCGAGAUAUAUUGGAGGAAAAGGUGAGUAAGGCAAUUAUCAGAUUAUCUAUCUUCUUCAAUGCAAUUUGUGGCAAAGUCAUUGAUCUUGAGAAAUUAAAUGACUUGCAAAAUGAUGUUGUUAUUACCUUAUGUCAACUUGAGAAGGCUUGUUCAACAAGUUACUAAAGAGUGUGCUCGACAACUAAGAAGUGUAGAGUGUGGUUAUUAUAUGAUGAUUUUUAUGUAUAAAAUCAUCACUCAAGGCAUUACCCACUCAUUUGAGAAGAUUACUCAAACCACCAAAGAUACAGUAGAACAAUGUCGUGAAGAGAAUUAUGUUGAAGCUGAUGCCACGUUAGCAGUUCAAUCAACUAAGUCAGAUUCAAGGAAGCAAUCUACAGAACCAAUUUGUAACCUCUUUAGAAAAUAUUUUGCACACAGUGCUAAAGAAACAGCAGCAGGAACUGAUACAACAAUUGCUGCUACGGAGACAUCACCAACGGCAACUCCAAUUGAGUCAGAAUUCAUCAAAACACAUCAGACUAUUAAAGAAGUGAGAGGUUCAAUUGUUCAAGUGGAAUCUGAAUCAGAGAAGCUUGAAAAGACAAACCCUCCUGAAGUUAUUCCUUCUGUCGAUCAACAAUCACAAGUUGCUAAUGCUGGCACUUCUCCUAAAUUGGGGGUUUGUGAGAUUUUCCAACUUGUGGAGCUGAAACAUAGUGAAACAGCUUUACUUGCACAAGCACUUGAACAAUACCCUCAACUAUUGUUACCUCAUGAACAUCGCUCACAUCGUAUGAUAGCUUGGUCCUACCGAGUUUUGGUUGAUAUUUUGGUUGUGCUAAAUACCAAGACUCCUUGUACCAUCACAAUUUCAGAAAAGUCAACCUUCGAGGCUAACUUAUGUGAUGCAACCUUGCUUGGGUUUGACAACGACUGGGUUGAUUCAGUGCGGGCUAGAGUUCUUAAUGUUGACUUGUCUGAUGUCUUGGCGGCUGAAGAGGAGAUUCAAGUCAUGGAGGCCGAGCUUGAGACAUGUGACAUUGCCUUAGAGCAAGUUCGAAAGCAAAGAAUAGAAGCCAAACAGAGGCUUGCAGUGGUAAGAAGACAGUUGGAGAUUGCACAAACUGAGAUUGAAGCCAUUGAUUCUCAAUUGUCAAGUCUCCUCGAAAAUCACAAGAAAUUGCUGACGAGGAUAGCUGAGUUUAGAGAAAUAAUAAGUGCCAAGGAUACACCCUUUGGCAUUUAAGUGUGGGUUUGGUUAAGUUCUUUUGUUAUUUCAUUUACGUUUUUAAAAAGACUAAAAAACAGUGAACCAUAAUGCAUAUGAUAUGGACCAACAUUUCUCUAUGUUCAAUAAAAUAAGAGGACCGAGCUUGAACUCUGA
Messenger RNA from Prosopis cineraria, 3540 nucleotides. RefSeq lists its product as uncharacterized. The coding region runs from base 2272 to 3402 and encodes 376 amino acids. NCBI's taxonomy places the organism in Eukaryota, Viridiplantae, Streptophyta, Magnoliopsida, Fabales, Fabaceae. The record is from RefSeq and is a predicted model, not a curated record. The transcript is spliced from 6 exons.